AAAUUGAAUGAAAAAGGCUUGUUCAGGUGACUCAGAGUUAGAAUAGACGAGCGUGCAACUCUGACACUAGAAAAUAACACAAAAGAGGAAAAUUCUAACAAAUUAAAGCUCUAAAACAGAACUGGGAUGGAGAGUUUGAUGAACAUGGCUCGCAUCAGGCGCUACUCGGAUGUGAUGACAAUGCCGGACUCUUUCAUUCAGCGCCAGCAGCUCGAUGCCAGCAUGGCUGACACUUUCCUGGAGCAUCUCUGUCUGCUGGACAUCGACCAAGAGCCAAUCACGGCGCGCAACACCAGCAUAAUCUGCACCAUUGCUGUCUGACCCAGGACAUACAGAAUCAACUCAGAUCACAGGGAUUAAGGUCCUGCAUCUCAAUCAAUCCCCAAGCUCCAGGAGAUGGUGAAGGCCGGCAUGAACAUCGCUCGCCUAAACUUCUCUCAUGGUUCUCAUGAAUACCACAGUGAGACCAUCAAAAACAUCAGAGAGGCAGUGGAGACCAUAACCUCUGACCCCUUGUAUUAUCGACCAGUGGCCAUCGCUUUGGACACGAAGGGUCCGGAGAUCCGCACCGGAUUAGUGAAAGGGAAAGUGGAAGGGGAGGUGGAGCUGGUGAAAGGCAGCCAUGUGCGAGUGGUGACAGCAGAAAGCGACAAAGACAAGACAGACGGGAAGAUCAUCUGGGUGGACUAUCCCAGCUUGCCUAAAGUCCUGGAGAAGGGAAGAAAAAUCUACAUUGAUGAUGGCCUCCUCGCUCUCAAAGUGUUAGAAAUAGGCUCAGACUGGGUGGAUGUUGUGGUGGAGGCAGGAGGGAUGCUCUGCAGCUGUAAAGGCGUGAACCUUCCUGGGUGCAACCUGAUCGGGAUGCAGGCAGUCAGCGUUCAGGACGAGGCCGACCUAAGGUUCGGGGUGUCUCACGGCGUGGACAUGGUGUUUGCCAGCUUCAUCCGUUCAGCUCAGGACGUAAAGGAUGUACGACGAGCUUUGGGUGCCCACGGGCGACACAUCAAAGUGAUCAGCAAGGUGGAGAGCCGGCAAGGGGUUCAGCAUUUUGAGGAGAUCCUUGCUGAGAGUGAUGGCGUGAUGGUUGCCAGGGGCGACUUGGGCAUCGAGAUUCCCGCUGAGAAAGUCUUUGUUGCCCAGAAAAUGAUGAUUGGGCGCUGCAACUCAGCUGGAAAGCCCGUCAUCUGUGCCACGCAGAUGCUGGAGAGCAUGGUGUCCCACCCACGUCCAACCAGAGCGGAGAGCAGCGACGUAGCCAACGCCGUGCUGGAUGGAGCAGACUGUGUCAUGUUGUCAGGGGAGACUGCCAAGGGACGGUUUCCUGUGGAGUCAGUUGCGAUGAUGCACUUGAUCUGCAGGGAAGCAGAAGCAGCCAUUUUCCACCAGCAGCUGUUUGAAGAGUUGCGCCGCCUCACUCCGCUGUCCUCCGACCCCACCGAGGUCACCGCGAUCGGGGCUGUUGAGUCCUCCUUCAAAUGCUGUGCUGGGGCCAUCAUAGUCCUCACCAACAGUGGCAGGUCAGCACAUCUUCUGUCCCGGUACCGCCCUCGCUGUCCAAUCAUCGCCGUGACCAGAAGCCCUCAGGUCGCCCGUCAGUCCCAGCUGCUGAGAGGUGUUUUUCCCGCUCUCUUCCACCCACUUCCUGCUCCUGUCUGGGCUGAUGAUGUGGACGGUAGAGUAAACUUUGGCAUGGAAAUAGGGAAAGCCAGAGGAUUCUUCAAGUCAGGCGACAUGGUGAUUGUGGUGACCGGCUGGAUCCCGGGUUCUGGUCACACUAACAUCAUGAGAGCAGUGAACGCUCCAUAAGAGCUGGAAUCAAGCCUGAUGAAUAGCAACAUGAUGAAACCAUAAGAAGUGACUCAAAAGAUGAACUUGUCAUUAGACAGAAGAGUUAAAGCAGCAGCAUUUGCUGUUUGAAUUCCAGUGACUAGAAAGAAACGCGCUGCUGGAGUCGGUCUUAUCGUUGGAUUCCUGUUUACCAAAAGCAAUGACUCCUUUAAAUAAAACACAAACCUGCUGUGCUUC
Nothobranchius furzeri (turquoise killifish) is the source of this 2025-nucleotide messenger RNA. The record is from RefSeq and is a predicted model, not a curated record. Lineage: Eukaryota; Metazoa; Chordata; Actinopteri; Cyprinodontiformes; Nothobranchiidae.